Messenger RNA from Lycium barbarum (goji berry), 601 nucleotides. Its product is annotated as lipid transfer protein EARLI 1-like. The transcript has a single exon. NCBI's taxonomy places the organism in Eukaryota, Viridiplantae, Streptophyta, Magnoliopsida, Solanales, Solanaceae. The record is from RefSeq and is a predicted model, not a curated record. Bases 60 to 467 code for a protein of 135 amino acids.
CUAUAUUCUUUUCAAUAUCAACCAAACCCAAAAUUCUACUUAAAAUUACUCAGUAGAAAAUGGCUUCUAAGAAAACCACCCGCCUUGCUCUCUUUCUUCAUGUAAACAUUCUUUUUUUCUCUCUUGUGAGUGCAUCGCCUAAACCGACGCCAACGCCAACACCAAUGCCGACGCCGAUGCCAACCCCGAGCCUCAGCUCCCAAGACAAGUGCUCUAUUGAUACUCUCAAAUUAGGUGUUUGUGCUAAUGUUCUUGGCAAUUUACUUGGAGUUAAAAUUGGAAAUCCAUCAAAGAAACCUUGUUGUUCUCUCAUUCAAGGUCUUGUUGAUCUUGAUGCUGCUCUUUGUUUAUGCAUUGCCAUUAAUGCAAAUGUUCUUGGAAUCAACCUUAAUGUCCCUGUUUCUCUAAGCCUUCUUCUCAAUGCUUGUGAUAAAAAAGUUCCAUCUGGCUUCCAGUGUCCUAAUUGAACAACCUAGCUAUGCAUUUCUCAUGUAAGGAUAAUAUAUUCCAGUGUGUGGUAAUUAACUCUUUGUUGUUAUGGUUGUGUAAUAAGUGGAAUUGAUCGAGUAUCUUGAAAUAAGUUCCUCUUUGAAUCUCAUAA